Molecule: messenger RNA, 1051 nt
Organism: Lycium barbarum (goji berry)
Lineage: Eukaryota; Viridiplantae; Streptophyta; Magnoliopsida; Solanales; Solanaceae
Exons: 3
Coding region: 322-834 (170 amino acids)
Source: RefSeq, a predicted model, not a curated record
GACAAACCGUAUUUUUCUCUCUUCCACUAUAUUUACACACACCUCAAACACCAUUUCUUGGAUCAAAACAUUAGCAAACAGAUAAGCACCAUUAAUCUUUUCUAUAAACCAAAAUAGUAUACAUCAAACCCAAAAAAAAAAAAAAAAAACUCAUCAAUCUCCUCACAUAAAAUACCCUUUUUCCAGCCAUUUCGGAGAGGGGUAAAAUUUUCCAUUAAGAUCCAAAAAAAAAAAAAUCUUGCCCCUCCGAAAGCCUCUCCUCAACCUUAUGAAAUCAUAAACUUUACAAAACUAAUUAAAAUUAAAAUUCAAGAUUGGGGCAUGACUAGACCAAUUAUAAUACGUUCACCUCCAUCAGUACUUUCAUUAGACAAAAGGCAACCCCUUUUAUCGAGCCAUGAUACGUCGUCAUCACGCGCCGGCGUUGGCGGUGGUGGAGUUUUGAGGAAAGCGAGAUUUGCGGAGGUUGCUGGUGGUACCACGGCGGAAUGUGCGGCGGUGGCUUGUUGUUGUCCUUGUGGAAUUGUUAAUUUGCUUGUCCUCGCUGUUUAUAAGGUUCCUGCAGGGCUAUGCAGGAAAGCAUUGAGGAAGAAUCGCCGGAAUAGGUUGAUGAAAAAGGGGCUUUUGCCAGCAUCGGCGGCUAAAGGACAUUGUAGCUGUGAUGAGGUGGAGCUAAUUCAUACUUACCCUAUUUCUAGCCCUAUUGCGGUGGUUGGCGGUGGCGGAAACCUGGAAAGUGAUGAUAACGAUGCAGUGGAGCUGGAGAAGGAAAUGUGGGACAAGUUUUAUGGUGCUGGAUUUUGGAGAAGCCCCUCUCAACGAAGUGAAAUCUAACGCCGUUGGAUGAAUCAGUAAGCUGAGGUGAAACAAUGAGAAAAAUAUUAAGCCAGUGAAGAAAAGGGAGAAAUUGUUCUACUUUCUUUUUUAUCUCUUGCCAUCUUUCUUCUUUCACUCUCUUUGUAAUUAAAGUUGAUUUCAAUCCCGUAUCCACCAAGGAAUCUUUGUAAUAUAUUCUUCAAUUUCUUUGUCAUAUUUUCAUUCAAGAAUCAAA